GUGACGACACAGAUGAGAUUGCGGGAGAGUAUAAAAGGGCAUAGGCGGCCGAUAAUGUCAUUCAUACCAGCUAGAUUAGCCAAAGCAUCAGCAACAUGAAAUUCUUGAUCCUUUUCAUUGCCCUCUUCGCCAUGGCGGCUGCAGCGCCUCAGUGGGGCGGACAACAGCAGCAGCAGCAGGAUGGUUUUGGAGGUGGAUUCGGUGGCGGAUUCGGAGGCCAACAACAGCAGCAACAGGAAAACUUUGGAGGUGGAUUCGGUGGCGGUUUCGGAGAUCAGCAACAACAACAGCAGGGUGGAUUCGGAGGCGGAUUCGGAGGCCAACAACAGCAGCAACAGGAAGGCUUUGGAGGAUUCGGUGGCGGAUUCGGGGAUCAGCAGCAGCAACAGCAGGGCUGGUAAACAGCUGAUUACUAUGCAAGAAACACAACAACGCCUAACACUGAAAUUACCAAUAAAAUUAUGAGACUUUGAUUACAAAAUGCUU
Drosophila suzukii is the source of this 486-nucleotide messenger RNA. Its product is annotated as heterogeneous nuclear ribonucleoprotein A1. Lineage: Eukaryota; Metazoa; Arthropoda; Insecta; Diptera; Drosophilidae. The record is from RefSeq and is a predicted model, not a curated record.